This is a messenger RNA of Brassicogethes aeneus, 1689 nucleotides long. Lineage: Eukaryota; Metazoa; Arthropoda; Insecta; Coleoptera; Nitidulidae. The record is from the annotation of a GenBank genome assembly.
GUUUGUGCCGUUGGUAUCACCAACUUGGUGAAGUGUCAAAAUAGACGCUGAUAAAAAGUGUUUGUAAAUAAUGCAUUUAAAAUGAAUUUGCACACUAUUUUUCAAGAUUUUAACCCCAGUAAAUUUGUGGUGCAUACUUGUUUGUUCAUAUUCACGGCCCUGUUCGCUUUAAGAUUGGAUAAUCGCGUGACAUGGUCGUAUUGGACGGUAUUUACCCCUAUCUGGGUUUGGAAGGUGUUGGUUAUAACAGGGGCAACAGUUGGCAGCUAUGUUUGGUGGCGAUAUCCACACUUUAGAUUGGAGGGGGAAGCGUAUAUUCACUAUAAAUCGAUGCUCAUAUCUUUGGCGUUGCAUCUUAUUUUAUUGAUGUUUGAGUUGUUGGUUUGUGAUAAGUUGGAGUCUUCUAGACACUUGUGGACGCUAGUUUUUAUCCCGUUGAUUUUUAUUUCCAUAGUUAGCAUAGCCAUUAGCAUAUGGGCGGUAAAACACGAUAGAAGUUUCGAGCUUGAAUUAUUUUGUGCGGUUAAUGUUCUGCAAUUUAUAUUUUUGGCGUUGAGAUUGGAUGGGUUCAUCACGUGGUCUUGGGAGGUGGUUUUCGUGCCGCUGUGGAUAGUGAUGUGUCUUUCGUUGGUUGGUGUUUUGUACACGAUUAUUUUUGCGGCCAUUCUCUUCAGGACCCCCGAAGUGAACGCGCAGCAGAGGCGGAGCAGUUUUCAGUCGGCCGUGGGGUACACUUUUUUGGUUAUCCCAAUUCUGAUUUUUCAAGUGUUGUUGGCCAAUAAACUGGACGACGACAUAAAGAUGUCGUACAUUGCGGUGGUCAGUCCGUUGUUCAUAUCAUUUUUCACGCUUAUUUUAAUGUCUUUUAGUGCCAAAGGAGGUAACAAAUGGUGGUUCGGUAUGAGAAAGGACUUCUGCUCUUUCGUGCUGGGUAUGUGUCCGCUGCUUCAGGAGUACGCCAACAUAGCUUACCAUUCGGAACGGCGCGCCAAUGGCGUAGAACUCCAGCAAGUGGACAAAAACGACAAGUAUAACCUUAAAAAGAACGACCACCUGAAACCGGUGCUUCCGAUAGUAUCGAUCGAGACCCCAGACUGAACAAAAACAAAACAUAAAACAAACGACAACGCCGCAAAUCGAAGAAAUAAACAAAAAGAGUUCGAAACAAACGUUUUUAGGCGCGAUAGUAGACUUUACAAGGCAGCUUUUGUACAUAAUAUUAAAUCAUACGUCUUUUUAGUUAUUUUAAUUGAUCUUCCAUUUAAUUUAAUGAUUUUUUAAUAUACUAUACUGUAUUAGUGGAAAAAGUGAGGUUAGACACGUCUGGCAGAUUGGUAAAAAGUUAGGUUAAAAUCGCUUGACAGUUGUCAGAUAAAAUGAGUAUUUAUUUUAAAACACUUUACUGUAUACAAUAUUUGCCCUAACAAACAAAUUAGAUGUACGCGCUCAAUAUUUUGUACAAAAUUAUUUUAUGCAUAUUGUAAUUUAUUUUAAGUUAUUGCUAGGUUACAGCAGAUACAAAUUCCGUGGUAGUAUGUUAAAAAAAAUGUGAUAAAAUUUGAGUUUUUGUGCCAAUUAUAUGAAUUAAUUAAGUUCUACUUACUAAUAAAUCAAUAAACCUAUUUUACUCCCUAUUCCUAUCAAACAUAACAUAUCCCUUCACUUGAAUUUGAAUUGCUUAACAAUCCG